Plodia interpunctella (Indianmeal moth) is the source of this 888-nucleotide messenger RNA. RefSeq lists its product as uncharacterized. Gene Ontology annotation, molecular function: rRNA binding; rRNA (pseudouridine) methyltransferase activity. NCBI's taxonomy places the organism in Eukaryota, Metazoa, Arthropoda, Insecta, Lepidoptera, Pyralidae. Gene Ontology annotation, biological process: rRNA base methylation. The transcript is spliced from 3 exons. The coding region runs from base 158 to 868 and encodes 236 amino acids. Gene Ontology annotation, cellular component: small-subunit processome; nucleolus. The record is from RefSeq and is a predicted model, not a curated record.
CGUGUUUGUCUAUUGUGUUGUUGCUUGCGCCUUGCACUGUCUGCCUAGGUAAAUAUAAUUGGUUCUUAUCCUAUCAUAGGAUAGUCCUACCUAUCUGGAUUUUUGUGUUCUAAAUAUUGUUUAGUUAAUAUCGUUGACAAAAUUUAAUAUAUAAAAUAUGGGUAAGAAAAGGAAACUGGCUACAAAAGAUGACGAUUUUGAAUUUGACCCAAUACCCAGGCACUUAGUUACUUCACACAUAAAAAAGCAAGAGAAACGACUUAUAGUAAUUUUGGAAAACGCACAAUUGGAGACCGUGAAAACAGGAAACAACUUUGAAUUGCUGAACUGUGAUGACCAUGCCAACAUCUUGCGGAAAAAUGAUCGUGAUCCUGGUUCGUGUCGUCCUGACAUUACUCAUCAAUCUCUCUUGAUGCUAAUGGACUCACCGUUGAAUAGGGCUGGUUUACUUCAGGUGUAUAUUCACACAGAAAAAAAUGUCCUUAUAGAAAUAAACCCACAGACUCGAAUACCACGAACAUUCAAGAGAUUUGCAGGUUUAAUGGUUCAACUACUACAUAAGUUUGCAAUCAGAGCAUCAGAUGGUCCUAUGAAAUUGUUGAAAGUUAUAAAAAACCCAGUUACAUCUCACCUACCAGUAGGUGUUAAGAAGGUCACUAUGUCAUUUAGUUCCAAAGUGGUCCAAAACUGCAGAGACUUAGUUCCUAAAGAUGAGCCAGUAGUGUUAAUCAUAGGAGCUAUGGCCCAUGGAAAAGUGGAAGUAGAUUACUCUGAAGAUGUAAUAUCUAUAAGUAACUACCCAUUAUCUGCUGCAUUGACUUGUGCUAAACUGUGCACUGCCUUUGAAGAAGUGUGGGAGGUUGUGUAAAUAAAUAUAUUCAAAAGUAA